UAGACACUUUUCUGAUGAAAAACAGAAAGGUGAAUGUCUAUUGUAAAGAACUGUGUCUCUUCCAAAUCUGUGGAAACAUUGAUUUUUCGCGCAAAUAGAUUGUAAAAAUAUUUUGACGAAAACUUUAAAUAUAAUAGCUCUGUUUGUAGAGCCAGUAAAGUGUAGUAAAAAUUCUGAAGUGUUAGUUUUACAAAAAGAUCAGAGUUUCGUGUUUGUCGUAUAAAAGUUUUCACGCCCACACAAGAAAAUAAUGAUUGGGAAAUUUCUUUUUCUCGUUGCAUAUCAACUAUGCACGGCAGAUGCAUUAAACUUGGGUCGUGUGUAUGUAUCGGAAUUGUUUUCCACGAAAAUCGAGCCUCAAAUGUUUAAUUGGACAUUCGGUCGGCCUGAACAAUUUCAAUAUCGUCCGUCGCUAAAAGGCUAUCCAGAUUUGCCAUCUUGGAUGAGAUAUACGUAUAGUAGUGAAUAUUAUGCGGGCUAUCUGUACGGAACACCACCAUUGAGUUACGCAGGACGAGAGGUGCAAAUUGAAAUUGUUGGUUUGAAUAAAUUGAACUAUGAGACAAAAUGUAUUACCACUCAACUGUUUGUCGACAACAAGCAUCAGAGUCCAGUGAACACUGUGCAAAUGAAAAUCGACAACUUAAAUUGGGUCCAACUAAUGGAUCCCGGAAGGGUGGAGAAUUUGAAAAACAUUUUCAGAAACGAUUUGUGGCCUGAAAGCAAAAAGGAUCUUCACAUUGUAUUCAUGGAAUCAGCCAUUAAAAUGGGUGGUAGAAUUCCUCUUCGUCCGCAGCAAAAAGAAGGUGUUAUCAUCCAUCUGGGCAGUACAUCGCCAUUUUCGGCUCGACUAAUCGAUCUUCAAGAAGAGGUCAAACCACUGUACAAAAUCACAACAUGUUCGUUCAAGCGAACAUCAGUUCAGACAAUCAUCGAAAAUGCUGGCUUUAAAAUGGACUGGUGUGCUUUUCGAAUUGUCGGCAAUAGUAAGGACUUGAGCAAGGCUCAUGGCUCGGAAAAGAGUACAUCAUUGAAGCAGGAUCGAUGGGAACCGAUGGCGAAAAGUGAAGUACCAGAACGUAACUACAUUGACGAAUUAGCGUUUGUCAUUGCUAUUCCCGGACUGAUAUUGACACUUCUGGUCGCACUACUAUCUGCCGUUUUAUGCUUCUAUCAUGAUAAAAUACACGAUGAACACUCAGAAACAUUUUUCCGAUACAUAUUUCAGAAUUGUACAGACAAUUUAAGUGAUGAGUCAAUCAAAGGAAAUAAUGCAACGGUUCAGAUGGUUCAAUAUUCACCAGAGACCAACCAACCGAUCACUACUUUGAAAAGUCUUAAGGAACCAAUUGAUGAUGACCACAGCAGUCUACAAUCUCAAAGCCCAAACAACAGCUACCGUGUCGACGGUAGUCCUCGAACGAAUUCUACACUUCGACCCAGACCACCACCAUACAAACCAAACAGUACUUACAAAAACGGACUUACCAUCUGACAAUCAACCCCACGGGUCUUAUUUUGUUGAAUCGCUGUUCUGUGUGAGUUGUUCCUUUUGGGUUAACGCACACAUAUUAUGCAUAGUCACAUUCACAAAACAUUCGAAUGGUUCAUCAAUAAAAAAAAUCAAUUCUAAUAAUGGGAUGGUUCUCCGAAACCGAAACAAGCCGUAGCGUAGUCUUCUGGUAAAGCGUAGUCACAUUGAAUCUAAAACUUAGCGAAUAAAAUGUCUUUCGAAAGGCGACAAAAACUUUA
Messenger RNA from Bradysia coprophila, 1752 nucleotides. It is a transcript of the gene Scgalpha, whose product is annotated as sarcoglycan alpha. Gene Ontology annotation, cellular component: membrane; sarcoglycan complex. Gene Ontology annotation, molecular function: calcium ion binding. Lineage: Eukaryota; Metazoa; Arthropoda; Insecta; Diptera; Sciaridae. The record is from RefSeq and is a predicted model, not a curated record.